Messenger RNA from Nicotiana tabacum (common tobacco), 2452 nucleotides. The record is from RefSeq and is a predicted model, not a curated record. NCBI's taxonomy places the organism in Eukaryota, Viridiplantae, Streptophyta, Magnoliopsida, Solanales, Solanaceae.
ACUCAUCUACUGUAGAUCAAAACCACAAUCAUCUAUUACGUGUUUCUCUUCCCCUCUUCCAUUCUAUACAUUUUCUCUUCAUUUCAGAUCAUUCCCUAAUCUGUAUCGAGAGGUACGUUCUUGGAUCUUUUCUUUUUUGUUAUUUAAGCGCCUUUUUCUCUUCUCAAAUUGGAUAAGCUUCUUGGGUUUUUGUUAUGGUGAAUGAUAAAUUUCAUCGGUAUAUUAAUUAGUGAGAUUUAAAGAACUUGUAUUUUUAUAGACCCCAUAUUUGGCAGAUGUUGCAAAUCUUUGUUAGGGUAUCAUAAUACCAAUCUCUUAACAACUCCAGAACAAUUGUCAAUGUGCUGGAUUUUAUGUGGUCUAUUUGAAUUGUUAUGUGAGGAACAAAGCAAGCUGUAGGACUACUUUUGUAUAUGUCUAAUUCAAAUUAUCUGAAUCUGACCUUUUCAAAAUUGUUUUUCUUGAGCCGAGGGUCUUUCAAAAAGUACAUCUCUACUCCUUUGACUCCACAAGGUAGAGGCAAGGUGCGCGUACACUUUACCAUCCCAGACCCUACUAUGCUAAGUUGCGCAGACUCUUCGAUUUUGGUUCCGUCCCCGUCCCGAUACAAGACACGGACGGGAGCGGGAUACGUCUCGGAUUUGGUCAACUGACUUCGAACACUUUGAACUGAGUCUAUCGAUAAGUUUGGGAGAAAAAUUGAGAUUUUGAACAGAUUUGGGAGAAUGAAAGAUAAUGUCCAUCUUGGAGAAUGAAAGAUUGAAUUCUAUAAUAUUCAUUGAUGGUUUGUGUAGCUAACCUCUCAAGUGAACGUCCUCCAAUCAUUUCGCUUUUGGUAUUGGUUCCAAAUACAGGUAAAAGGUAUAGAUAAAACCAACCAUGGCGUCUGUUGAAAUUUACUCAGGUUGACGAGUAACUACCUUCCUACUUCUUGGGUACCUUAUCAUUCAAAAACCAGAAUUUUUUGCCAUAAGUCAGGAAAUCUCAUAGGUGGACUUGCUCUUCUAGCUAUGUCUUUUAACUAGCCUCUCUUUUAAUAAAAUCGUUGUGAAGUUUCGAGCUUCAACCCUUCACUGGAGUGUUAACCUGGUAGAAAUGGAUAUUCCAUCAGAUGACUUCUCUUUGUCCAUCAUGCAACUUCCAGACGAUUGUUUACUCUCUAUUUUUCAACACCUUGACUGCGGACGUGACCGUGAGUCAUUUGGCUUAACAUGUCGUCGUUGGCUUCAAAUUCAAAAUCUAAAUAGAAGAUCUUUACAGUUCCAAUGCUCUUUUACUAUGCUUAAUAUUUCCUCAUUAUCUCAAAAUAACUCCCAAAUCAGUAUUUUCCAGUUAUCUAGGCUUCUGAACCGUUUCCAGCAGCUAGAAUCAUUGUCCCUGUCUGGUUGCACCGAGCUUCCAGAUUCGGGUUUGGCUUUGUUGCCACGUCAUGGCUCGAAAUUGCAACGUCUUCAUCUUGACUGUUGUUUUAGGAUAACUGAUAAUGGUCUUUCCUUCGUGGCAUCUGGCUGUUCUUCGUUGGUAAUACUAAGUCUUUACCGGUGUAAUGUUACAGAUUACGGGUUAGAGGCCUUAUCUAAUUCUUGCGUAGCUUUAGAAGAUCUGAAUUUGUCAUAUUGCCCUCGAAUCUCUGAUUAUGGCAUAAGAACUAUUUCACAAAACUGUCGUCAUCUUAGAGCUGUCAGGAUAUCCUAUUGUAGAAAGCUAACCGGUGCUGGCUUUCAAGGAUGUUCUCAGACUCUGACUUAUUUGGAAGCCGAUUCAUGUAGGCUCGAGCCUAAUGGAAUACGGAGUAUCCUAAGUGGAGGUGGACUUGAAUAUUUGAGUGUGUGUAACUUGACCUGGUGUAUUCAUGUCGAUGGUUUAGUAGCUAUUAGUGUCGGAUUUGCUGCAAAGUUGAGAGUGUUAAAUUUCCGGUUCAGCAGAACGAUUGGCGAUAAUUGUAUCAUGGCAAUAGCAAAGGGUUGUCCAUUGCUUCAGGAAUGGAACUUAGCAUUAUGUCAUGGGGUCAUGAUAGGAGGGUGGGAAUCUAUUGCAUCACAUUGUCAUAACUUGAAGAUGCUACACGUUAAUCGGUGUAGAAAUCUCUGUGACCGCGGAUUGCAAGCGUUGAGAACCGGCUGCAAAUGUCUCUCCAUCCUUUACAUUACCAGAUGUUCUCAGAUCAGUGCUGUAGCAUUGGAGAUUUUUAAACUUGCCAGAGGAAAUGUAGAGGUCAAAGAAGAAGAAAUAAUGUGUAUCUGCCCUCAAGGAGCCUUUCGGUUUUAAUAGGCGGCAACAAUCUUCAAGAUUCUUGCGUAUAAUUUCUUAUGUUUUUUUUGUGUGUGUGCGCGCCUCAUAAGCAAAAGAUGAGUUGAUUAUUGCAUGUAUACAAUUACAAUAAAUAUUGCUCUACAAAUUUGCAGAAAUAUUGUUCAUUCCCCAUGCUCUAAGGGUAUGGAUUCAUACUUUA